UCGCGGCAGCAGCCAUGUAAUCGUAUGCAUCCAUGAAGCUGAUCGCUUGGCUGCCGGGUUUUUAUUCUGCGACGCUUUCGUGCAACUGGGUCCGUUGCCACUUAUGCCCACCAUGGCACCGUCAGCCCGAAUCGCCGCUGCGCCGGCCUGAAGACCCGGCGCAGCCGCAUUUUGUAGCCACGACGAGCCCUGGGCAACCGCCGACGCUUGGUUAGCUUCGCCGCCCGCCCUGCUUGUAAACAUGGCGGACGUCUCUGUCAAACCAGAACCAGAGGAGGAAGCGGCAGUCGUAGACACUGCAGAUGCCACAGCAGCGGCUGACCUGCAGACGACACCGGCGCAGGCAGCCGGGCGCCGCACACGCAAACCCGUCCAGCCUUUGGGGGGCGUGGUGACGCGAAGGACCUCAGCUCGACAGGUAGCGUCGUCGGCAUCCCGUGGAAGCGCGGCUACCGAAAGCAGCAACAGCACGCCGCGACAAGGCGCACGCGCAACGCGGCAGGCGGGGCCUCGCACGCGAGCCACACCCGCCGCAGCCGCGGAGGCGGAUACACCGGCCGCCACCACGCCGCAGCGGGCUAGCGGCCGGGGCACCUGGAAGCGCAAGAAGUCUGACGCGGAAGAGCUCUCCACAUCGGAGCCUGAGAUGGAGCAUGACGACUCCGAUUCUGAUCCGGUGUGGGUGCCAGAUGCGACGACAGGCAGCAAAGGUGCGGCUGGGGCUGACGCGGACUCGCCAACAGUGGCGAACGACAGCGCAGAGCCCAUGCCAAAGGUGGCGCGUCGCGGGAAGCCGGCGAAGGCGAACAAGGCGAAAGCUGGAGCGCGGAAAAGCGCGGUAACAACAGUGAAGAAACCCAACGGAGCUUCAAAGAGCGAGGCUGGAGCAGGAGGAGGAGGUGCGGCCAAAGGGGGGAGGCGCAGCAAUGUGCGCAAGACGGAACCGGCGGCAAGCAUCGACCUGGGCAGCGGCAUUGCAUCACCAGACUCACUUCAGCUCAAGGUGGAACUGCCUGGUGAAAGCGAAGAGGGCGGCAUCGGUGGUGGGGUCAAGCGGGACUACACGCGCCGGCCUGCGACCAACACCAGCUCGUGGCGGACGCCGGUGCCAGUUGUGGUGACGGAGCCGGGCGCGGCCAACACAUCUGGAGAGCUGCAGCCGGGCGACUACAUCAUCGCAGUGACCGACGUGCACCGUGCACGGCCACCCAUCUGGCGCAUCGAGGGACGGUCGCUGCUGCAGCGCUUCGAGGCCCUUGAGACCGGCGAGGAGACCCUCCUCUACCGAAACAGCUCCUCCUUUUCGGCGUGGAACCCGCUGGAGCAGUCCAAGUAUGCCAACAUCUCGGUGCGGGUGCACUCCAACAGCCGGUCAGCCACCGUUGUCGAAGUGCUCGAGAUCCAUGCCAGUCCCAGCUCCAGCCUCACCAAGAAUGGUGGUAUGGAAGCCAGGCCCACGGCAUGUGGGGACCAGCAGCCCAACCUGGAGGAGAAGUUUGAGGUGUACCUGCAGACGCUGCUGAGCCACGUGCUGGACCCUAACUUCCUGGCCGAGGUGCGCCGCGAGAAUGACGAGUAUUUCCUCGCCAACCUGCAGACGGUAGACGGCGAGAAUGAGCGCCGCAGCGCCCAGAUUCGCAACGGCUUGUGGAGGCCCGAUCUGAUGGCGGCCAUCGCUGCAUACUCUGACCUACGUGUCACCGACCUUCCUCCCGGUCAGAAGGCUGCGGUGGCCAUUAAGAACGAGACCCAAAGCCCAGCGGGGGACGAAACUGUGGUGAAGAAGGAGAUAGUCGAGAAGCCGUGUGAGGGAUGUGGGGAAGGCACAGCCUCGCGAUUGGCCGAGUUCUCUGGCGAGCCCUACGACAAGAUGGACCUCUCCUUGGAGCCCCGCUGUGAGGACAGGCCCGAGGCGCGUAGCUUCCAGUUGUGCACCUCCUGUGCGAGUCACCUUCCUACCUACAGUCAGCUGUACCACUACAAGUACCACACCUUCAAUCGAUGCAGGGAGAAGAUCGAGCGCUUGAAGGAGGAGCAGAAGGUGACCGAGUCACAUAUCAUCCUCGAGCGUUGCCUGCAAGACGACACCUGGGUCAACCAGAUGUAUGCCAACCUGCAGAAGCUGUGGCGGACAUGUGCACUCGGGUCCAGUUGACCGGCUUAUUCAUCCACCGGCUGCCGCCGGCUUCCCUGGAUUUCCCUGUCCGCUGUCGUCAUCACUCCCAAGGCCUCCUUCAACGACACACAGCACACGCUUUUUGUGUACAGUCAUUUCCUUUUUUUUUUCUUUGUAUUUUCACUUCUCUCAUGCCACCCUCCGUUUCCCUGGGAAAGAGGGAAGCUUUCCCCUAGAGCUUCCCUCGUGGCCCUAAUUUUUUCACCCUGCUCUCCCCAUUGUCGUCUGUGUAAGCGUCACUGUCCUUCAUCUUGGUAGAAAGCAGCACCUUGGUUCUUGUCUGCCCCUUGCACAAUUUCACUAACAGUAAUGACUGCUGAUGAUCCACGCUGCAAAGUAAUGCACUCUAAGUGAAGGUAAAGCAAUCACCCAAGCUUGACUCUUCAAGCAAUGACUCUUCAAGGCUUGGGAGCUAGAUAUCGCAGGGCUAGUUGACUUUUUGUUGUGAGCCAGUGCAAGCAAGGGACAGACUUGAACUUAUGUAAGGGCGGCCCUGUUCACCUGGGUAUUUGUGGUAGUCUUCCUUUGAGAAUAAGUUCUGCAGGAACUGGUUCGGUUCAGCCUUCAUUCCUAUCUUGUUUGUGUUGCGUUCCUCUCAUUGUGUGCUUCUGUCACGCUGCAUUUAGUCAAGACGCAAUGUGGCAGCUGCGGUGUGUGCUUUGCAUUAGGCACGUAUUGUUUGUUUGAUCUGUGCUCUAGUUUGACUGGAUAGCACAAAUCAAUAAAGUGGGAUGACACCAAAA
This is a messenger RNA of Dermacentor andersoni, 2919 nucleotides long. RefSeq lists its product as uncharacterized. NCBI's taxonomy places the organism in Eukaryota, Metazoa, Arthropoda, Arachnida, Ixodida, Ixodidae. The record is from RefSeq and is a predicted model, not a curated record. Gene Ontology annotation, cellular component: nucleus.